Molecule: messenger RNA, 3222 nt
Organism: Arachis stenosperma
Lineage: Eukaryota; Viridiplantae; Streptophyta; Magnoliopsida; Fabales; Fabaceae
Product: pentatricopeptide repeat-containing protein At4g20770-like
Biological process (GO): RNA modification
Molecular function (GO): protein binding; RNA binding
Source: RefSeq, a predicted model, not a curated record
UGCUACCAAUAAUAGAUUAUAUAGUCUGACUUGGGAAGUUCAAAGUGAAGCAAGUUAUUGAUGGAAAGCAAGAGUACCUAUUUGGCAAAGCUACUUCAGUCGUGCAUUGCCAGCAAAGCUCUAUCAUCCGGCAAGGUUCUCCAUGCGAGAAUCCUCCGAGUGGGCCUUUUCUCUGACACUUUUCUCUCCAACAACCUCGUCCAAUUGUACUCCAACUGUGGUGACAUUGUCUCUGCACAUCAAGUGUUUGCUAAAAUGCCUCAAAAGAACAUCUUCUCUUGGAACGCCAUCUUGGCUGCCUACUGCAAAAACCGCAACUUGCAAGACGCGUGUUGUUUGUUCCUGGAAAUGCCUGAAAGGAACACCAUCUCGUUGAACACCAUGAUCAGUACAAUGCUACGUGCUGGCUAUGAACGACAAGCAUUGGAGACCUAUGAUUUGAUUAUGCAACAAGGUGUUAAACCUUCCCAUAUAACUUUUACUACUGUUUUUAGUGCUUGUGGUGCUCUUUUGGAUGCAGGAUGCGGUAGGAAAAAUCAUGGGGUUGUGAUCAAGCUUGGUCUUGACGGUAACAUUUAUGUAGUUAAUGCCCUUUUGUCCAUGUAUGCUAAGUGUGGCCUUUCUGGGGAUGUAAUUCGUGUCUUUGAUGACAUUGAUGAGCCUAAUGAGGUUACCUUUACUACAAUGAUGGGUGGAUUAGCACAGAUGAAUCAAGUCAAGGAAGCUUUGGAGAUGUUUAGGCUCAUGCUGCAAAAGGGGGUUCAUGUUGAUUCUGUAUCUUUGUCCAGUAUAUUGGGUGUGUGCGCAAAAGGAGGAUUUGAUGAAAGGGACAUUGGUCUAUGCAAUCAGAGUGGAAAACAAGUGCACACUCUAAUUAAACUGGGAUUGGAGGGAGACAUCCAUUUAAGCAACUCGAAGCUGGAUAUGUAUUCGAAAAUAGGGGACAUGGAUAGCGCUGAAAAAGUUUUCGCGAAUAUGAGUCGGCAUAGUGUUGUUUCUUGGAAUGUGAUGAUAGCUGGGUAUGGCAACAAAUGCAACAGUGAGAAAGCUGUGGAGUAUCUCCAGAGAAUGCAGUGUUGUGGAUAUGAACCGGAUGAUGUUACUUAUAUCAAUAUGCUAGCAGCAUGUGUCAAGUCUGGGGAUGUUAAAACCGGGCGUGAUAUAUUUGAUAGCAUGCCUUGCCCGAGUUUGAGUUCAUGGAAUGCUAUACUCUCAGCCUAUAGCCAGAAUGCAGAUCAUGAAGAGGCACUAAAAAUGUUUAGAAAAAUGCAAUUCCAAUAUCAGCUUCCUGAUCGAACUACAUUAGCAGUUAUUCUUAGUUCAUCUGCGGAACUGGGACUUCUUGAGGCUGGAAAACAGGUUCAUGCAGCCUCUCAGAAGUUCGGGUUCUACGAGGAUGAGUAUGUUUCAAGUGGUCUUAUCAAUGUGUAUUCAAAAUGCGGGAAAAUGGAGUCUUCAAAGAAUGUAUUUAAUAAGCUGCCCAAAGUAGAUGUUGUUUGUUGGAACUCAAUGAUAGCAGGGUUCUCAAUAAAUUCUCAGGACAAUGAAGCUUUCUCUUUCUUUAAGCAGAUGCGCCAAUGCGGCUUCUAUCCUUCAGAGUUUUCAUUUACUACCAUUGUGAGCUCUUGCGCAAAACUCUCUUCAUUAUCCCAGGGACGCCAGGUUCAUGCUCAGAUCAUAAAAGAUGGUUAUGAAGAUGACAUAUUUGUUGGCAGUUCUCUUAUAGAAAUGUAUUGUAAAUGUGGAAAUGUGGAUCAAGCCAGAUACUUUUUUGAUAUAAUGCCAAGUAAAAACACUGUUAUCUGGAACGAAAUGAUACAUGGUUAUGCACAGAAUGGAUAUGGUGACAAGGCUGUUUCCCUUUACAAGGACAUGAUCACAUCUGGUGAAAAACCCGAUGAUAUUACUUUUGUUGCCGUCUUAACUGGUUGUAGCCACUCUGCAUUGAUUGACGAAGGAGUUGAGAUAUUCAAUUCAAUUCAGCAAAGAUUUGGAGUGGUGCCACAGUCAGAUCAUUACACUUGCAUCAUAGAUUGCCUCAGCCGAGCAGGGCGAUUCCAGGAAGUAGAAGUGAUCCUAGAUACUAUGCCAUGCAAGGAUGAUCCAGUUGUUUGGGAAGUGGUUUUAAGCUCAUGCCGCAUUCACACUAACUUGAGCUUAGCAAAAAGAGCAGCGGAGGAACUCUUCCGGUUGAACCCUCUGAAUUCGGCAUCUUACGUGCUUCUAGCAAACAUGUACUCUUCUUUGGGAAGAUGGGAGGAUGCAAGGGCUGUCAGGCAUCUAAUGAGUGAUAAUAGGGUCCGCAAGGAUCCUGGUUAUAGCUGGAGUGAGCACAAGAAUGAUAUUCAGAACAUUAUGGAAAACAAUCUGUAGAUUAUAAUCUUCCACCUGAUUGGCAACAAGUUCAAUUAAGAAAUAUGAUAUCACUGUGAUAGUGGAUGAAAAAUCAAUGCCAUCUUUACAUUAGAAAUCCUAUACAUACAUGUAAAGCUCACUCAUUUUGUUGGCCUUGAAGUAGGAGGUGGCAGCACCUCACAUCAUAAUUGGGUGGUUCAUCACUCCAUGAGUUCUUCGCACUGCAAAUUCUUCAGAGGGUGAAAUUGGGUGCGGGCAUGUGGUUUGUGGUGCAGUUCUUUCCCAAUUUGGUGGCUUCUUUUUCAAUUGAUGCAUACAAGCGGUGGGAGUGGAAGCAGUAAGCUUGCUUUGCAAGCUGCUUCUUGUCUUAUUAAUAGCAAAGUUCAUUUAUGGGGUUGGUAACCAUAGCGAACCGAAACAUGAUAGAGACAUCGAUGGCAGCAAAGCGGCGUCUUUUCCAUGGCGGAAUGGGAUUCAAAGGUAUUCAUGGCCGCCUUCUUCCAUAAUUGCUCCAACCACCUCCGCUUUGCUCCCCAAUCUUAACAGUAGUGAUUAUUUAUACCAUUUACUAAUGUGAUGGGUCUAUUUAUAAAAUAUCGUCACGUAAAUAAUAACUUUUGGAGCGAAAUUUCACCUGUUUUGAUAGGAUUCGUAGUAAAUAGAGAGCAGUUGAUGAAGGUUAUAUAUAAACUCAAAAGAUAAUAAAUGCUUUACUAUCCAAAACUAUAUCAUUCCAUGCUCAUGUGGUUGCAACGGUACACACACCAUUGUAGAUAACGAAAUACAUUGAUAACUUUGUUUCGUUUUGCACUAUCUAAUGACAAAAGGACAUACAUGUUCACCAUUUAUUAUCGUAGAGGACCUAAU